Camponotus floridanus (Florida carpenter ant) is the source of this 2977-nucleotide messenger RNA. RefSeq lists its product as uncharacterized. The transcript has 7 exons. Lineage: Eukaryota; Metazoa; Arthropoda; Insecta; Hymenoptera; Formicidae. The record is from RefSeq and is a predicted model, not a curated record. The coding region runs from base 1 to 2652 and encodes 883 amino acids.
AUGUCGCGCAUGCGUGAAGAUGGAAGAUGCAAGCCCGCUAGUACACUGGAUAUCUAUAAUUUGUUGCAAAAUCAACAAGUUAUAAUUGCAGAAAACUUGUGUCAUAAGGAAACUACAGAAGAAGAUAUGGAUACAAUUUCUUUAUCUGAAAAUGACAGAAAUAGAAAAAAACAUUCAAAAACUCAACAACUGGAAAAUAAAACAGUCAGUGAUAAUAAUGAAGAAACCUUUCCAUGGUUAUUAGAAUUUAAUAAAAGUGUAUGUUCAUCUGCAGGAAAUAGGAAUUAUCAACAUCUCAAACGAUUACUUUUGUUCUAUACCCAGAAUAUUCUUUCUAGUAUGGAAACAAACAAUGUUAAGUUUGACGAUGAAAUUAAUUUAAAAGACAAUAUUAAUAAUAUAUUGAUUUUCUUUCACUUAUAUUGGCUUGAUAUAAAACAGGAGAUAGCUGAUCAUAGUUUGUAUUUAAAUAAAAUGUCAGCAUUAUUGAGUAUAUAUAUAAAUGUGGAAUUAAGAAUUUCUCGAAAAAAAAAUGUAAAGAUUCUUGCAGCAUUGUAUACAUACUUAAAUAAUUCGGAAGAGCAUAUUUUCAGGGUAUUACUUAGGAUUAAACAUAUGACAAAAAAAUGUACACAAAUUUGUAAUCAUAUAUUUGUGAAGAGCUUCGCUAAUCUCAAGAUAAAAAGGAAGUCCUUAACAGAUGUAACUUAUAUUCGAUAUUUGCUCGUCUUUAAAAUGUGGAAGAAAAUAGAAAAGCUUUCUGAUAAAAAAGAAAAAGUUGAUGAAUUAGCUUUAAAGCUGCUAGGACCGUAUAUGCCAAAAUUGCGAGAUGAAUUAUUAGAAUUUGUCCCUAGACCACCUAUAAAUCGGAAGGAUGAAACGUUAUGGUUAUUACAAUCAAAUUCAUUUAAUUUAGAGCAAGUGCAUAAAAAUUUUCUACUAUUUGAAGAUAAAAUGGAUGAACAUUUUUCGCUACAUGAAGAUCAAAUUGAUAAACAUUCUCUGCUGCCAGAAGAUAGAAUUGACAACUCUGCAGAUUUACAAUGUACCAAGGCGGUUUACCUUGGUCAAAAAAACUGCUUAAAGUCUCAGAAAUAUGGAUUUCUGAAACAGAUGGAUUUACUACAUCGGAGCAAUCCUAACAGGAGUAAUCUUACAUCUAAUCAAGAAAAAAAUAAAGAUUUAAAUAGUUUGCAAAACAAUAAUAUGCCACUAGGUAUUAAAAGAAAAUCUUCAGAACAAAUAUAUCUGCCAAAAAAGAAAAAAAGAGGCCUUAAAUCAAAAAAAGUGAAAAAUAAGAAAGAAGAAGAAUCAAGGAAAGUUAUAAUUAUUGAUUUAACUGGAGAUGAUGAAAUAAGUGUUCCUUGUAAAAGAAAAGGGAUUAAACAUAAUUUGAAAUUUUUGAAAAUCAUGAAAGACAUUAUAAAAAAUAAAAAGUAUAUCAAUACUUUAAAACAUUCCAGUAAGUUCAUAACAAGUAUGAAUGAAAAGAGUUCUAAUAGAGAUAGAAAAAGCACAGCUGAAAAAGUUUUGGAACACAAAUUUAAUCUUAACAGCAAAAUUAGUGAUAAUAAGAGUUAUACUUCAAUUAGCAACAAAUAUUCAUUAAAUAUCAAUUUUCAAAAAAGUGAACAUUUAAAGUUUGAUCAGGAUAAAGAGUCCAAAAUUAUGACAAAUGUAUUGAAAGGAAGUAAACCAGAAAAUGAUGUAUCAUCACAUAUGACAUGUAUGACAGAAAAUGCAAUAGGCUUAUAUAAUAAUACAAUGACACAAAAAGAGACGUUAACCUCUGAAGAACAAAUGGACACUAUACCUUAUGGACCUUUAUUGAAAAUGUGUCAAAGUGAUAUUGUGGAUUUUUUCAAACAGGAAAUACCAAUAACAAAUUGUGAUGCAAUGCAAUCUUAUAGUUGGAAAAUGUCACAAAUAGUAUGUCAUCAACUUAACAAAUGUGAAGAUUGUAAAAAAAUUUAUUCUAAAUCAUUCAUAUUUCCUGACAGUACCACACAAGAACAUAGUACAUUUACUAAGAAUGAUGUCAAAGCUUGUGGCAAUAUAGUUUACAUAAAAAGCAACACACGUUGCGUCAUUAUGCCUCAUAAUGAUGAUAUCGUGACGUGUUGUGAUAUGCAUAAGAAAGAAGAAAGAAUGCAAUGCCAACAUGAUUCUAAUGACAUGUAUACUACAUUCACUGAAGAUCAAAUAAAGUCGUCAUUAGAUAAUCAGAAUAUUAAUCUUGAUGAUAAAAGGAAACAUGGCUCCAAACAUUCCGAAACUGCAAUAAAGCCACAACAGGCAAAAAGCGAUUGCGAUAUUUUAUUGUCAAAUGAUCAAUUACCUCCCACUGAACAUUUUUUUUCUUAUAUAGAUUCCGAAUAUUCUAAUAUGGAUUCAAAAGAAGCUAAUGAAAUAAUGGAGACUUAUUGUAAUGGAGACUUAUUAUUAAGCGAAAACAUCAGUUCCUUCGAUAAUCAAAUUGGAAUUUUGGAAAUUCUAGAAAACAUGUCGAACAAAACCACGAACUUUUUUCAACAAUCUCCAUUUGAAUCAGAUCAUAUACAUACAAAUACAUUUUUAAGCGAAAAGGAUAUUUUAUGCAAUAAUCAAAACAAUGCUAUUAACGCUACAGUAAAUUCAAUAACAUUUGAAUAACCUAACCGAUUAACAGCUUUCUAUCAUUUAUCAGCAAAGUCUGAUAAAUUCAAUACGUUAGUACAUCGUAAAUUGUCAAUCCAAAAUGUCUCGCACAACAUCUUUAACUAAUUCAAAUAUCGCAUUUUUAGGUUUCCAAGAAGACAUGGAAUUUUAAUACUCUUUUUGAUAAGUUAAAUAACGAUGCCUUAAUCAAGCAUUUUUUAUAUUCACAAAAAGGAAGAUAUUAAAGGUUCUUUUACAUCCUGAAGAACAGAUUAAACUAAUCUUAAAUGAAUUUUGUGCUUCCAAGAAUAUGUCGUUAAAUUUAUUAACAACUUAUUUA